Messenger RNA from Purpureocillium lilacinum, 726 nucleotides. RefSeq lists its product as uncharacterized. NCBI's taxonomy places the organism in Eukaryota, Fungi, Ascomycota, Sordariomycetes, Hypocreales, Ophiocordycipitaceae. Gene Ontology annotation, cellular component: mitochondrial inner membrane. The record is from RefSeq and is a predicted model, not a curated record. Gene Ontology annotation, biological process: ubiquinone biosynthetic process. Gene Ontology annotation, molecular function: 3-demethoxyubiquinol 3-hydroxylase activity.
AUGCUUCCAACACGGAGCGCGGCACGCGCCGCCCGGUGCUUUCCCAGAAGGCCAAUCUGCAUUCAACAGGCGCGCGCGCUCUCGACGACCGCACCGUCCGGCGCCGUAGCUGCGACCUCGACCGAGCCGAGCUCCUCCCCGAAGAAGCGCAAGCCGCUCACCAAGGAACAACGCGAGUUUCUCGCCUCUGCUCUCCGCGUCAACCAGGCCGGCGAGCUCGCCGCCACCCUCAUCUACACUGCCCAGACGCCGCCGCUGGUGCGCCAACACCCGCACCUCCGUCCCCUCAUGAAGCACAUGUACGACCAGGAGGUCGGCCACUUCGAUACUUUCAACGAGCUUAUCCGGCGGCACCGCGUCCGGCCCACGGCUCUGUACCCGAUCUGGUCUGUCCUCGCCACCGGGCUCGGCUGGUCCACCGCUGUCAUGGGCCGCGAGGCCGCCAUGGCCUGCACCGAGGCCGUCGAGACCGAGAUCGGCGGCCACUACAAUAACCAGAUUCGCGUCCUGCUCGAGAUGAUUACCGGCUGGGAGGCCGAGGGCUACGAAGUUGGAGACGAGAUACGGCAGCUCGUUUCCACACUACGGAGGAUACGUGACGAGGAGCUCGAGCACCUGGAUCACGCCGUCGAGCACGACGCCAAGAAGGCAGAGCCGCAUUGGCUCUUGACAGGCGUUAUAAGAGCUGGCUGCCGAGGCGCCAUCUGGGUUAGCGAGCGUGUAUGA